This is a messenger RNA of Prosopis cineraria, 1127 nucleotides long. Its product is annotated as transcription factor DUO1. The transcript is spliced from 3 exons. The record is from RefSeq and is a predicted model, not a curated record. NCBI's taxonomy places the organism in Eukaryota, Viridiplantae, Streptophyta, Magnoliopsida, Fabales, Fabaceae. The coding region runs from base 1 to 966 and encodes 321 amino acids.
AUGCAAGUAAAGAAGAAGGACCAAGGGCCUAUAAGGAAAGGGCCAUGGAAAGCCGAGGAAGACGAGGUGCUUCUAAGUCAUGUCAAUAAGUAUGGCCCCAGAGACUGGAGCUCCAUUCGAUCCAAGGGGCUUCUUCAACGCACUGGCAAGUCUUGUCGACUUCGCUGGGUCAAUAAGCUUCGCCCAAACCUCAAGAAUGGGUGCAAAUUUUCUCCGGAGGAAGAGAGGGUGGUGAUAGAAUUGCAGGCACAGUUUGGGAACAAAUGGGCCAAGAUUGCGUCUUAUUUGCCAGGAAGAACAGAUAAUGAUGUCAAAAAUUUCUGGAGUAGUAGGCAAAAGAGGCUUGCUAGGAUUCUCCAUUCGUCUUCACCAUCCUCAAAAUCCCACAAGAACAAGAAUAAAGUCGCCACUUUACACAUUAAUAUUCCGCCUUUGGAGGCUCCUAAAUUUAGUUCAUCUGAGGAAGAAUCUUCAUCAAAGGCUCAUCAGCCAUGCUCAUCAUCCUUUACUGAGAAUUCAGAGGUUAUAAAAAUGGUGCCAUUGCCAGAUCUCAUGAACUUCGCGAACCCCUUGAGUUUUGACGCAGUCACUUCGAUCAAAGAAGAGUUUACGACACCGUUGGAGAGUUGCAUGAGCACUGACAUGAUCUCACAAAUUGGUUUCCCUCAGGGUUCCCCAUUCUCAAUGGAAAGUCAAGAUCUCUUCUUGGCCAGAGCUAACGAAUCUGCUGGUUUCGCUGAUGGAAUAGGAGUGGACCCUUUGGAAGAUUAUGCAUCAGAACUUGGAAUAGGAACACAGAUUCCCUUUUAUGGGUUUCCUUUCAAUGAUUCAUCGGGAAGUUGCAGAAUUGAGACAAGGAAUCCAAUCGGUAACCCCACAAACCUUGAUAGCGUCUUUGGUGAUUUUCCAGAUGACAUGUUUGAUAACCUCCAGCCACCUCCAAGCCCAUCAUCACCAGAGCUAUGAGCUUUGAUAUCUCUUCUCAUUUUAAAAGAUGACUGUGUGGCUGUGUGCAUUCUUGUACUUCUUUACCCCCACACAAACAUACACGUCACAUAUUUUAUCAAUUUAGUUAUAUGGUUAUGUAUGUAACGUUUAGUUAUCAUUAUCUGUUCCCAUUUUAAAAA